UUCUAACAAUCGCAAAUCUCGGAUGUUUAGUACACGCCUAUACGCACACGAGCAGAUUUUGCAUACUCGCCAAAAUGGGGAGGAGUAUAUCUCGGUCGCCGUCGUACUCUAGGAGGAGAUAUUCUCGGUCACGGUCGCCGGUCAAUCACCGCCACGGCAGCCAUAGAAGCCGGCGGGACCAUAGCCGCUCACCUUACUCAAGCAGGCGAAGAAGUCGUUCAGGGACACCUCGCCAUCGCAGAAGUCGCUCACCAGCUUCAAGACAUAGAAGAAGCCGUUCUCCAACACCCAAAAGGCAUAGGAGACGACGGAGUCCAAGUACCUAUGAUUCUCCUUCACCUAAGUCUCGUAGUCCUAGUAUUGCAUCAGCUGAGCGUAAAAGUGCUGCGGAAAAAUUAAAAAAGGAGGAGGAAGAAAAGAAAAGACUUCAACAAGAGGCAGAGCUUAAGCAAUUAGAAGAGGAGACUGCAAAGAGAUUGGAGGAAGAAAUAAGGAGAAGGGUUGAGGAAAAGUUGGCUUCUGAUGAAGUUAAACAAGAAAUAGAGAAACGAGUGGAAGAAGGUCAGAGAAAACUAUUUGAAGAUGUUGAAGCUCAACUUCAAAAAGAAAAAGAAGCUGCUCUUAAUGAGGCAAGGCUAAAAGAAGAGCAAGCAAGGAAAGAGAGAGAUGAACUGGACAAAAUGCUUGAGGAGAACCGUAGGAGAGUAGAAGAGGCUCAAAGAAGAGAAGCUCUAGAACUUCAGCGGAAAGAGGAAGAAAGACUUAGAGAGUUGGAGCUCAUCCAAAGACAGAGAGGAGGCUGGCUAAGAGGAGAGAAGCUCUAAAGCUGGAGCCCUAGGAGGGGAAUGAGUCUGACACAGAAGAAAAGAACCACAAUACAAUGAUAAAGGAGCAUCCAUCCUAGGUUAAAUUAUCCCGUAUAAGCUAGGUUAAAAUUGAUUAGUCUAUACAUUUAUGUACUAGAAGUGUAUCUUUUUAUUUAAUUGCAUUGAUCAAUCUUGUCAAUUUUGCAAUCCACUCUACUUAAAAUGCCCCAAUUUAGUAA
Molecule: messenger RNA, 1045 nt
Organism: Ipomoea triloba (trilobed morning glory)
Lineage: Eukaryota; Viridiplantae; Streptophyta; Magnoliopsida; Solanales; Convolvulaceae
Exons: 4
Coding region: 75-824 (249 amino acids)
Cellular component (GO): nucleoplasm; mitochondrion
Molecular function (GO): cadherin binding
Source: RefSeq, a predicted model, not a curated record